GUCUUAGCCAAUAGCAGUAAAAAAAAUAAAAUGGUUAAUUCCAAAUUUUGUUUGUUAUUUGUAUUUUUGGGAUUGAAGUUGUCCGAAAACGAAAAAGUUAGUGACAUGAAUUCCGACGAUAAGUUAUUUUCCGUUAAAUUCGAAAUAUACGGUAGAGUUCAAGGAGUAUUCUUUAGAAAGUACACCCAGAGCGAGGCCACAAAACUGGGCGUCAAGGGCUGGUGUAGGAACACAGACCGAGAUACAGUUGAAGGCACGUUGGAAGGCAGUAAAAAGCGACUUAACGCGAUGAAGCACUGGUUGCAAACCAAAGGCAGCCCUAAAUCCAGAAUUGACAGAGCUGUGUUUCAAGAUGAACAUGAAAUAGAGGGGUUCACUUUUGAUGGGUUUACGAGUCGUUCGACUGUACUGGUGAGCGAGUUUCAUCGCACCAACCAACUCAGCCAUAUCUUUGGAUAGCACCUUGUGCGCCAUCUCGACCUCUCUCUGCGCGGCGCACGGGAACGCCCCAACUAUGUCGUCGACGCUGGCCAGAAGCGACCGCAACUCUAGUCCCACCUUCUUCACCAAGUCGAGGUACUG
Molecule: messenger RNA, 582 nt
Organism: Cylas formicarius (sweet potato weevil)
Lineage: Eukaryota; Metazoa; Arthropoda; Insecta; Coleoptera; Brentidae
Product: acylphosphatase-1-like
Exons: 5
Coding region: 31-459 (142 amino acids)
Molecular function (GO): acylphosphatase activity
Source: RefSeq, a predicted model, not a curated record